Thrips palmi is the source of this 590-nucleotide messenger RNA. RefSeq lists its product as uncharacterized. The transcript has 4 exons. NCBI's taxonomy places the organism in Eukaryota, Metazoa, Arthropoda, Insecta, Thysanoptera, Thripidae. The coding region runs from base 148 to 558 and encodes 136 amino acids. The record is from RefSeq and is a predicted model, not a curated record.
GUUGUGAUGCUUCCGCACCGAUCCGCUUUGGUCGCAUCGGCCAGCGACGUCGUGACGAGUUUGGUGGUCCAGGUUUCUAGAUCUUGGACAAUAAGGAAAACAUCACGAAUUUUUAAAUUGAAAACUGCGUGAAUUGAAAAAUUCAAAAUGUCAUCUCUUCAUCUUGUUGGUAUUUUUCUGGACAAUGGUCAAGUUUGCACCUACUACAAUUUUGAUGCAAAAGGAAAACAUUAUGAAAGUGGAGACUUGGUGGAUCUCCCUCGAGGAGAUAAACCAGAUUGCGCAGUGGUGAUAUUGGGAAUUCAUGAGGACAUGCGUCAAUCAACCAGAGCAGCUGCUGACUAUUUCAAUCGCAUUUGCAAAUGGGAUGGCGUUACUGAUAGAAGUGCUGUGAAGAUUUUUGGGCACGAUCUUAUUAAGAUAGAGGAAGAGGUAUCUCAGAUCGCUCUGUUUUAUACUCAGGGAGUUGACGGACCAUUGCUUUUAAGUUCCAAUUGUUUUGAUUUAAUUUGCUCUGACAAUGACACAUCUGAACAAGACUCUCAAGAGCAAGACUAGUGUUUCAAUUUAACAGCAUGCCUUUAAGUGGA